Molecule: messenger RNA, 1554 nt
Organism: Camarhynchus parvulus
Lineage: Eukaryota; Metazoa; Chordata; Aves; Passeriformes; Thraupidae
Gene: AMIGO3
Product: adhesion molecule with Ig like domain 3
Exons: 1
Coding region: 1-1527 (508 amino acids)
Biological process (GO): brain development
Molecular function (GO): protein binding
Source: RefSeq, a predicted model, not a curated record
AUGUCCUCGCCGGCGACCGCGGACUCGGUCUGGCCGCGGGUGGCAAAGCUGCUCCUGCUGCUGCUCCAGCUGUGCGCCCCCCGAGCCUCCCCGCGGCCCCACCGCUGCCCUGACGCCUGCAUCUGCACCUCCGACCUGCUGAGCUGCAGCCGGCAGAUGCUGCGGUGGGUGCCCCAGGCACUGCCGCCCACCACCACCACGCUGGACCUCAGCCACAACGCCCUCACCCAGCUCCACGACCACUGGCUGGCCGCCCUCCCGCACCUCGAGGCCCUUCACAUCAGCCACAACCAGAUUUGGAACCUUUCUCUGCGGGCUUUCCACAACGCCUCCUUCCUGCGGCACCUGGACAUGUCCUCCAACCACCUGCAAGCUGUGGAGAGGCACUACUUCGAAGCGCUGGUGAGCCUGGAGGAGCUGCUGCUCUACGACAACCACAUCAAGCGGGUGGAUGAAAACGCCUUUGCCAAGCUGAGUGAUCUGCGGAAAGUCUACCUGAGCUGGAACAACCUGACCACCUUCCCCUUCCACGCUGUGCAGGGGCUGGGAAUCCACAAGCUCCGCACGCUGGACCUCUCCUCCAACAGCCUGAGCAGCAUCCCCCUGGAGGUGCUGGCAGCCCUGCCCGAAAAUGUCGGCAACGGCUUGUACCUGCACAACAACCCCAUCAGGUGCAGCUGUGCGCUCUACCUGAUGCUUCAGCGCUGGAAUCAGAGAGGUUUCAGCUCUGUGAAAGAUUUCUCUGAGGAACACACCUGCAAGGUGUCUGACAACGCGCCCCGGUCCCUGAUCAAGUUCCUCAAGCACAGAGACAUGUUUGAGAACUGCUCGGCGAGCACCGAGGACGCGCACCUCUCACACCUGGAGGUGGUGGUGGGCCAGCCCGUCCUGCUCACCUGUAACACCAGUAACAGCAGCCUGCCCCACGCUGCCACCACCUCCAUGUGGAUCACCCCUCACCACGAGCCCAUCAAACACCCGGGGAACAGCAAUCGCUCCCUGGAGGUCUAUCACAAUGGCAGCCUGAGGAUCGCCGCAGCCAAGCCCUGGCUCUCGGGGGUCUACGUAGGCUUGGCCAUGAACAGCCCCUACAACUUCAGCAGGAUGUGCGAGUUCAACGUGACUGUCCUCUACCCCAAGGCAGCUGGGGAGACCUUCAGCACUGGCCUCACGACCCUGCUGGGCUGCAUCGUGAGCCUGGUGCUGGUGAUCAUCUACCUGUACCUGACGCCGUGCCGCUGCCUGGGCUGCUGCAGGAAGCCGGCCCCGCUGAGCCCCCCGCAGGAGUGCAGCGCCCAGUCCUCCAUCCUCAGCACCACUCCCCCUGCCACCGACGGGCCGCACCGCAAGGCCAGCGCCAACAAACACGUCGUGUUCCUGGAGCCCAUCAGGGAGACACAGAACGGCAAGAUCCGCCUGGCCCUCGGCGAGGACUUCCCCGACCCCAAGCACCCCAAGGUCCUGCAGCUCAAGUCAGACUCAGAGUCCAUCAGCUCUGUCUUUUCUGACACCCCCAUUGUGUCUUAGUGGGCCAGAGCUGGGAGCAGAGCCGAG